UGAAACCUCAAACCUCACUAAAGCUUACAACACUAGCAUCAUUUAGACUUGCAAUACUCCCUGAGAUUUUUUCUGUUCUCGUUGAACUCAUCUUAAGAUUUACGAUACUAAUGGAUAAGAUUAGAGAGUUGGCAUCAAAGAGGGCAGCAGUAAUAUUCACAAAGAGCUCAUGCUGCAUGUGUCAUAGCAUAAAAGCACUAUUCUAUGAAAUUGGAGCAAGCCCAGCAGUUCAUGAAUUGGACCAAGAUUCAAGAGGAAUUGAAAUGGCACUGGCUUUGAGAAGCUUAGGUUGUAAUCCAUGUGUUCCUGCUAUCUUCAUUGGUGGACAGUUUGUUGGUUCAGCUAAGGAUGUUAUUUCCCUUCAUGUUGAUGGUUCUCUCAAGGAAAUGCUAAUCAAUGCCAAAGCUAUAUGGCUUUAACUAAUUGUAUCGGGAAAAAAAAAUAGCUCUAGGCUCUUAAUUAGCCUACCAACUGUGUUUUAUUUUUCUUUUUCUCUUUUUUCUUUCUUGUCUUGUUUCCUCAAAAGGGGGUACUGGGCUGGGGACUGUAAAGAAAUUAAAGCCAUACUUUUUGUGAAAAUGGCUGAUAAUGGAAACUUAAGUUUCUCAGAAGUUCAAAAUUUUCUAUCUAUGGUGUUUCUAUUC
Molecule: messenger RNA, 644 nt
Organism: Nicotiana attenuata
Lineage: Eukaryota; Viridiplantae; Streptophyta; Magnoliopsida; Solanales; Solanaceae
Product: glutaredoxin-C11-like
Exons: 1
Coding region: 111-419 (102 amino acids)
Source: RefSeq, a predicted model, not a curated record